CCGGCAAUGUGCGAUUCGUCGAAUUAUGUUGCAUCACUUAUCUGUUAUGAAAAAAACGGCGGCGUAUCGGCAACAAUCGAUUCUGGGUUGUGUAAUUAACAAAAAAUUUAUGAUUAUGAAUCAGCCCCCAAAAUGUUGUGACCCUGUCGCAGAACACAUAUCGUACACUCGUCCAAGUUCUAAAAGUUCUAAAAGUUCUAAAAGAUUUUAG
Molecule: messenger RNA, 211 nt
Organism: Racocetra fulgida
Lineage: Eukaryota; Fungi; Glomeromycota; Glomeromycetes; Diversisporales; Gigasporaceae
Source: the annotation of a GenBank genome assembly